AUGGCACAAAAUCCCAUAUAUACCGAUCAACAACUGGAGUGGUACCUGAGCCGCAUUGGGUACUCCCACCCCGCUCAAGUCGAGGGCAAUCUUCUUCACCAUCUCCGCCAAGAUAUCGAGAAUGAUGCACUUGCUGCGCUGUGUGAUCUGCAAAGGCGGCAUCUUACUACCAUUCCAUGGGGCAACUCAGGGCUGCACUACUCGCAACAUCAUACGAUCUCUCUGAACCCGCAGAGUCUCUUCGAGAAGAUGGUGGAGCGGCAGCUAGAUGGAUAUUGCAUGGAGAAUUCGGGAAUCUUUUUGAUUGUGUUGCGAUCCCUGGGGUAUCUUGUUGGACACAUGGUUUUGAUUGUGAUCAUCGGAGAAGAGAAGUACAUGGUUGAUGUCGGCUUUGGAAACAAUUGUGCCACUGCUCCACUGUUACUUCAAGAAGGUGCUACUGCUACGGCGAUUGAGCCAUCGGAGAUGCGCAUUGUUAGAGAAAGCAUUGCCGAGUUCACGGAUCCAAGGCAGAAGGUCUGGGUCUACCAAACAAGAUACAACUCUGAGAGUAAGUGGCUGCCACAGAUCUGUUUUUCCGACGUGGAAUUCCUACCGCAGGAUUUUGGGAUCAUGAACUUCUCCGUCAGCCAGAGCCGAACUAGCUGGUUCACCCAGACUUUUGUUUGCAUGCGAAUGAUUAUGGAUCAAACUGGCACGGAGAUCAUUGGCCAGUGCGUCGUGUCGGGCAAAGAAGUCAAGGAGAGACUGCGCGGGCAAACGGCAAUUUUGCAAGUUCUGGAGACUGAGGAGGACCGCAUCCAGGCCCUGGCCAAGUAUUUUGAUAUGCAUCUUCGUGAGACUGAAAUCCAAGGGAUUCGGGGAAUGACCUCGGAGCUCAAGUAG
Messenger RNA from Penicillium digitatum Pd1, 885 nucleotides. The record is from RefSeq and is a predicted model, not a curated record. NCBI's taxonomy places the organism in Eukaryota, Fungi, Ascomycota, Eurotiomycetes, Eurotiales, Aspergillaceae.